Messenger RNA from Athalia rosae (coleseed sawfly), 2791 nucleotides. RefSeq lists its product as uncharacterized. Lineage: Eukaryota; Metazoa; Arthropoda; Insecta; Hymenoptera; Athaliidae. The record is from RefSeq and is a predicted model, not a curated record. The transcript has 2 exons. Bases 73 to 1926 code for a protein of 617 amino acids.
UUGACACGUGUACAUUAAAGCAGCCGAGCAAGAAUUAGGUUCGCCUCGAAUUCUCGCUAUUUAUCGGGGCAGAUGACGGAUCGGGGUAGAAUAAUGAUCGGAAUGGAGGUGCCCUUCGCGUCGUCGAGGGCCAGGUCACCGAUCGUUGCGGCGAGAAAUCCCUUUUGCGCGAAAGACAAGUCUGUCCUAGAAAAUAAUCGGCUGGGUGAUUCGAAGAAAUGGAUCAACCGGCGUUGCGGUCGGUACGAAUUUUUCAACGAACGUGAUCGUGAGGGUAAAUUAGAUUCGGUUAUUAGUAAGUGCGAGACGACGAUGCGCAUUCAGCCGGUGGAGAUGAGAAAAAUUUUGCAACGCGCCAAGUUUUUAGUUCGUCCCGUUAAAUGGCAGGGCGAUGAAAUUUCUUCGGGAAUACCAACGGCCUCGUUGGAUCGAGGAAAUUCAUUCCCACCGGAAGUUCGAACUGUACGCGCGAAGAACGAGCUUCCGACCUUCGAAUGCGGAAAGAUCGAUCCUAAAACCAGGAAAGACGACUCGUCGAAUCUGUACGGAAAUGCUACUGAUUGGGUAAAAAGUUCUUACUUAAGUACAAAGAGCCUGAAAAUGGCCGAUGACGUAAAAACACUCCAGUCAAAGGACCUCGUAAUACGAGGACGAAGCUUAGUUAACGAGCGGAAUGAAAACGUGGUGAUCAAAACGCCGAUAAUUAGCGUCAUGGACACGUCUGUCGAAGAUCAGAGUUCGGAAGUGGGUAGCGAAGAAUCGUUGGUGGAUCCUGACAGGGUGGUAACCUUGGAAGUUGAUCGUUUGGAGAUAACGAAGAACGAUCCAUCUAUUUACGAAUCAACGGAUCACGACCUCGACAAGGUCACGUGGACAAUGAAUUUUCAUUCAAACAAGAUCAACGAAAGAUCUGAAAAACGCAUCCAUUUUGAAAACAAAGGAACUACAGCUAUCUUGUACCGGUGGCGUAACGUUACCCCGAGGAGUUCGAUGCCCUUUCCGAAAACUGACGCAAGUUUUUAUUUCAACAAAAACGAAGCGUUGAUAUUACCCGGCCAGAAAGUAGAGUUCGUCGUUUCGUUUUACAAACGUGAAGCCGGACUCUCGUCGGAAUUAUGGUGUAUGAAAACGGAGCCGGUAACGUCAAAAAAAUCAUUUUUCCUACGUAUGCGAGGCAGCGUCGAUUCCGAGGAUCCUUUCGCUGGUCAAUUGAGAGUAGAUUCGUACCUGGAUCACCGUAUUCGAAAUACCACCGUGCGACAGACCGUCGAUAACAUAAUCGGAAGUGUGCGACAUCCCAGAGUCGCAGAGCCGAUGUACAAGGAUCUUUAUCUGGAAGAAGAAUUAUUCUCAGCUGAAAAUACCUCUUACUUUUAUCACUCGGAUUUGAUGAAGAAAUUUCACCGUUUGUACGAAACGGCCUCACCUUACGGUAAACCAGCGGAAAAAUUAUCGAUAUUCAACUUGCGAAAAAUUUUGCUAAAUAUCGAAGACGCGAGUGUGAGACGAUCGGCUCUGGAGGAGUUCGGUGAUUUGUGUCGACAGUCACUGAGACCCCGUUUACUCAGUACGUCGUUCAAUUCGAAGCACGCAAUGGUUUACAACGUGCUCUGCGUCUUCUUUGAUAAAAUGGAAGAGGAGAGUGAACUCGUGAAGAGGAAUUGCAUCCUAAAGGGCGACGACAGCUCAGAAAUAACGAAAAACGACGUCGAAAUCGACGUCUCAUCGACGUCGUCCACAGCUCGGAGAAUCAGCACGAACUCGAUUCCGAAGAAAAAUGAAAGCUUCGAAACAAACGAAUCCGCAGACGUUGCCGUCUAUCGAGAGGUCUUCUAUAUUCGUACAUACAAAUUACUGGAGGACGCGAUAUGCCAUGCAUGUGUAAUUAUAGACUCCUUGAACAACCUCCAAGGGUUAGAGCAAUAAAUUUUUUCCUCGCAAUUCUGCGCGGUUUCGUAUAGGCAGUGCGGUUCAUUUUCUUCUCCUAGAUUCCAAUUUCCUAUUCUUCUUUCCGAAGCGAUGAAUUAUCAUUUCGUAUUCAAAAAAAAUAAAAAAAACGCCAGACCUACCUACUCGCAUACCUUUUGUAAAAUUCCGUCGUGAUUAUACGCUGAAUUUCGUCGCCUGCAUCUGCAGAAUGCAGCUUACUCUGAUAUUUUCACCUGAAAGUUGGUGGAGGAAGCGGUGGACCCUGAAACAAUUUCUGAAAAUUAUGACGGGGCAAAAGCACAUCGGUAGCAACCGUUAACUUUCGGACUAGGGGAGAGGAGAGGCGAGUGCUAAAGAGAGAAGGAGCAGCUGGCCGCAUGGUAUCGUGAACGGAGUUCGAUUCGUACUACGCGUUCUAUGAAGAAGUUAACGCGCAUCAAUGAUCAUCCGUGGAUUAUCCCCACUCCGUUGUAGGGCGGAAGAGAAAUUAUAGCUCGGAGAUCGUAUGUGUAAUGGAGAACUUUAAUUGAAAAGAGAUGAUUGAAUUAAUUAGAUGUUCACCGUAGUCGUCCGCGUGUACAUACAUGUAUAAUUUAUUUAACUAAUCAUUGCUCUUUAUUAUCAUAUAUAUAUAUAUAGAUGUAUAUAUAGUAUAUUUACGUACAGUACACCUAUAAUUAAAUAUAGUAUAUAAUGUAUGUAUACAUAUAUAUAGUAUUCUCUGUUAUAUAUAUACAUACAUAUAUGUAUAUGUAUAUAUAAUAUUUCAUCUCUGUGUGUGAUAUAUCAGUAUUCAUUCUUAGGGUAAUUAAUUAACUAAUACAUUUUUAAUAACACAAUAAAACAGAGAGAAAAAUUGAGA